AUGAGUUCCAUCCCCCCGAGUUCCGCACCAGUGCGUGUUUUCAUUGCUGGUGGCAGCUAUGCCGGCCUCUCUACUGCCCUGAAUCUGCUGGAUCUGGCCUCUGGUGCCAGCCCGCGCAUGGCUGGUCAGGCGUACCCCCACGUCACCGACUUCGAGAAGAUGGCCGUCGAGAUCACCAUCGCCGACGAGCGAGACGGAUUCUAUCAUCUUAUUGGCUCCCCGCUUGCUCUCGCCGACUCCGACUACUCUAAAAAGGCCUGGGUCAAGUUCCAAGACAUUCCCGGUCUGCAGCACCCCAACAUCAGAGUCGUCAUCGGCUCCGUCACCAGUGUCGACUGUGCCUCCAAGACCGUCACGACUCUCGACGCCGUCACCAAGGUCGCGACCGAACAUACCUACGACUUCUUUGUCGCCGCAUCAGGCCUCCGUCGUGUGUGGCCUGUGGUCCCACAGUCACUCUCCCGCAAACAGUACCUGGUUGAAGCAGCUGAGCAUAUCCACGCUGUUAGCAAUGCCCAGCACGGUGUUGUGGUCGUCGGUGGCGGCGCUGUCGGUAUCGAGAUGGCUGCCGAACUCAAGGUUGUUCAUCCUCGAAUUGACGUUACGCUCGUGCACUCGCGUGACAAGCUGCUCUCCUCCGAGGCGCUCUCUGACGAGUGCAAGGACAUUGCGCUAGCGCUGCUGCGUGAGAGUGGCGUAAAUGUGCUGAUGAACCACCGUCUCAGCAAGUCCGCACGUGUGGAUACAAUGGAUGGAAGCACCAAGUACGAGAUUGAGUUUGUCAAUGGUCACAAGAUGGCAGCUAGUGAGGUCAUCAUGGCUGUUUCGCAGCCUGCCUCAACCACCACGUAUAUGCCCUCCACGGCCCUAGAUGAAAAUAAUCUGGUCAAGAUUAACCCAAACCUCACUAUUGUGGAGGGAACCCCCAAUGCCGACUACCAUUUCUGUGCCGGCGAUGCUGCCCGCUGGAGCGGAAUUAAGCGCUGUGGUGGCGCCAUGCAUGGCGGCCACUUCGUCGCCCAUAACAUUCAUCAGACCAUCUUGCGCGACCGAGUCACUGGCGGCCAUGAAGCCAAGUAUAGCGAGCUCACACAGUUCCCGGCCGUCAUUGGUCUCGCUGUUGGCAAGAAGGCUGUUGCUUCUAGCCCCGACAGUGGCACUGUCUCAGGCGAAGAUGUUAUGCAUGCCUAUUUCCGCGACGAUUUGGGCUUUGACAUUUGCUGGGAAUAUAUGCAGCUAGGCGGAAAAAAGGAGACCGUGGUCGGCGUAUAA
This is a messenger RNA of Akanthomyces muscarius, 1272 nucleotides long. RefSeq lists its product as uncharacterized. The record is from RefSeq and is a predicted model, not a curated record. Gene Ontology annotation, molecular function: electron-transferring-flavoprotein dehydrogenase activity; flavin adenine dinucleotide binding. The coding region runs from base 1 to 1272 and encodes 423 amino acids. The transcript has 4 exons. NCBI's taxonomy places the organism in Eukaryota, Fungi, Ascomycota, Sordariomycetes, Hypocreales, Cordycipitaceae. Gene Ontology annotation, cellular component: cytoplasm.